GCGCUCAGUCCAGCCGGCCCUUUCCUGCCCUGCCCUGCCCUGCCCGGCGCGGGCGGCGCGAUGUGAGCGCCCGAGGCUGGAGCGUCCGCCGGGCCCGCGCUAGCCACAUUUCAGCUGACUGAAGACACGACGGGCGCUCAGCUCAUCUCUGCGUCUCCGUCACCCAGCGCAGGGCCUGGCACACAGCAGCCCUCUGCAGAGGCCAGGCUCAAGGACAAGAUGGCAGCCAAGCAGCCCCCACCCCUCAUGAAGAAGCACAGCCAGACGGACCUCGUGAGCCGCCUGAAGACCCGGAAGAUCCUGGGCGUGGGCGGGGAGGACGAUGACGGGGAGGUGCACCGUUCCAAGAUCAGCCAGGUCUUGGGCAAUGAGACCAAAUUCACUAUUCGGGAGCCUUUGGGGCUCAGGGUCUGGCAGUUCGUUUCCGCUGUGCUCUUCUCCGGCAUUGCUGUCAUGGCACUCGCCUUCCCCGACCAGCUCUACGAUGCCGUCUUCGAUGGAGCCGAGGUGACCAGCAAGACCCCCAUCCGUCUCUAUGGUGGCGCCCUCCUCAGCAUCUCCCUGAUCAUGUGGAACGCGCUCUACACGGCCGAGAAGGUCAUCAUUCGGUGGACCCUGCUUACGGAAGCCUGCUACUUCGCGGUCCAGUUCUUGGUGGUCACUGCCACACUAGCCGAGACGGGCCUCAUGUCCCUGGGGACCCUGCUGCUCCUGGCCAGCCGCCUCCUUUUUGUCAUCAUCAGCGUUUACUACUAUUACCAGGUCGGCCGAAGACCCAAGAAAGUCUAGCCGCCUGCUGGGCCAGGGACCCUGCCCAUGCCUGGAGCAGGGUGGCUCUGGGGCCUCUGUUUCCCUUUGGUCCUGGAAGGCCGGGGGACCCCUGCCCUGGCCCGGGCAGGCAGGGGUGGUGGCCUUCCUUUCCUCCUGGGCACUCGCCGGAUGCUGUGUUCUCCUGGGCUUCCAGGUUUGAGAUCCUGGUUUGGGGAGAGAUGGGGGCCUCUGCACCCCCAUUCUUCACUCUACACAGUGGCACCUCCUUUUCUUAGGUCUCUUGGCCUCCAGAUCCCCUCGACAGACAGACUGAAGUCAAGUUCGCGUCAUAGGGGUAGUGGGCUAAGUCAAGGGUCCAGCCUCUUCUGCCAGGAAGCCCUUCUUGCUUUCGAGAGAGGCUGUGGACCAACCCCCUCCUUCUCCCUGCACCCCCAGGCAACCUAGUGCCCAAGCAGCUGAACUUGGCUUCCCUCUGUGCCUGGGAAACCUGAGAACUUGGCCCUGUGCCCCAACCUCUCAACCUGGGCCCUCCCCAUGUGUGCCCCCUGAAACACACACACACACACACACACACACACACACACACACACACACACACGUGUGCCCCUUCCCACAGCCCAGCAGAGGGUGGACAGGCAGGGGUGGGCUGUCUUUGAGAUGGCACUGCCCUUUCAGCCUCUGUGCGGAUGGGCCACGUGCAGCCAGAAGCCCUGUCCCCACCCCAGGCCUGGCCCGUGGUGAGCUGUCCUGGGCCUGCUCUGGGGCUCUGCUUCUAGGGCUGCCUCCAGCUGCUCUGGGUUCAGAGGCUGCCAGCGGCCACACGCACAGGCCCCACAGAUGGGCACACAGACAGCUCCCGAUGGAGCCAUUGCAAGUGAUGGCAUUUGGAGAUGGGGGGAAGGAAAGCUGUGGCCUGAUGUCCACCUGGCUCACCCCUGCCCGCCCCACCCCCGCCCACCAGGGAGCUGCCCCCGAGGCCGAGGCCGAGGCCUGGCGGCACAGGCCUCAAGCGAGUAAACAGAAACAUCUCUGCAGGCCCUGCCUCUCAGCUCACCCAGUGCCCCGGAGACGCCCUGCCCUGCCUCUCCCUGCAGGUCCCCCAGCUGUGCCGGGUGCCCCCCUCCCGCCGGCACGCCGGCGCACAGCAGGACUGGCGAGUCCCGGGGAAGCGGUGAGAGGGGGCGGCCACUGGCCCCAGACUUCCUUCCCCUUCAUGAGACAGAGUUGGGGGAGGUGGGGUUGCCGCUGCCUGGUGGGCCUCUGCCUGGGCCAAGCUGUCCUGCAGCCACGUGUGCAGUGACGUGGCCCGUGCCCAGCAGAGCGGUGGCGCUACCUCGGUCACGCAGCUGAGGCCAGUGGCCGAGUGGAGUGGGAGGCUGGACUCUGGGGAAGGGCCCCUCUGUCCUGGCAUCCGAGUCUGUGACUCUUAGAGGGCUGUCCCCUGCUGCCAAGACCCGGGCCAGCGGGAGCCCAGUGCUGCCUCCCAAAGGCCCCAGCCUGACUCUCCCCUCUGAGCCAGGCCUGCUGAGGCCCAGCUCAGCCCCUGGGGGUGACGGUUGGUUUGUGCUUCCCGUAACUGACAGGCAUGGCAGGCGGGGGCCUGCGCCCACCAAACCUUCCACCCUCAGCUGCCGGAUGGCGAGGGGGGCGUGGCCUGCCCCCCGGGGUGGGGCUCUCCAGGCAGCGGCACAGAGCAGAGCUCAUGACAUGGUGUGGCUUAGUUAAGACUUCAUUGUGGGGAAUCCCGGGGGUGGGGGUGGGGGUCCCCGAGGUCAGCUAAGACCUGCAGGACAGAUGUGGCCUCGGGGACAGGGGACAUCAAGGCAAGGAAGGGUUAUGGUCGGGAGGGAGGCAGUGACAGGGGAGAGGGACCCUCCCCUGCAGCCGGGAAGGCCGGGCGUGGGCCCAGCUCUCCGCUCCAUUUGGGGUGACCUGGGAUGCCUCUUCUCCCAGUCCCCCGGCAGCCGGAACCCAGCACCCUCUUGUCAAGCUUCUGCCUCAGCCUCAGGCUACCCCCACCUCCAAAUCAAGACCACCUUUCUUCACGGUCACUAUUUAUUCUUCGAUCCUUUUUCUUUUUGUAAGAAACAGUCACAAAAACCAGUGCAAAACCAUCA
Messenger RNA from Propithecus coquereli (Coquerel's sifaka), 2888 nucleotides. RefSeq names its product tumor protein p53 inducible protein 11 (gene TP53I11). The transcript has 8 exons. Bases 220 to 789 code for a protein of 189 amino acids. The record is from RefSeq and is a predicted model, not a curated record. NCBI's taxonomy places the organism in Eukaryota, Metazoa, Chordata, Mammalia, Primates, Indriidae.